Molecule: messenger RNA, 4352 nt
Organism: Peromyscus eremicus (cactus mouse)
Lineage: Eukaryota; Metazoa; Chordata; Mammalia; Rodentia; Cricetidae
Gene: Mcm10
Product: minichromosome maintenance 10 replication initiation factor
Exons: 19
Coding region: 96-2744 (882 amino acids)
Biological process (GO): DNA replication initiation; DNA replication
Cellular component (GO): replication fork protection complex; nucleus
Molecular function (GO): single-stranded DNA binding; DNA replication origin binding
Source: RefSeq, a predicted model, not a curated record
GUUUUUACACAGCCAAGAUUCUUCAUUACUCACCUCCUGGGCCACCUACCUGAUCCACCUUCACACUUGCUCGUCUCCACUAUUGUCUUGGCAGCAUGGAUGUGGAGGAAGAUGACUUGUCUCUGCUGACGUCUCUGCUGGAGGAGAACGAGGCCGCCUUGCCUUGUCAUUCAGAAGAGAGUAACUCCUUGUCUCUGAAAGACGGUGAACCUGAUGAAUUUGAUGAGCUUUUUGAUGCUGAUGGCGAUGGUGAAUCUUACACAGAAGAGGCUGACGAUGGAGAAGAGGAGAAGACAGAAAACCAGGAGGAAAAUUUGGCCACUCUCUUCGGUGAUGUGGAGGAUUUAACAGAUGAUGAACUUCCUACACUGCAGGUUGAAAACAAGGUCCCUACUCCCAGCCAAGAAAAAACCAAUCAGGAGUUGCAAGAUGAAUUAAAGAAGCUACAAGAGCAAAUGAAAUCCUUACAGGAGCAGCUUAAAGCGGCAUCAAUUAAACAGCCUCCAAGUGCAGCCCUUUUGCAUGAAUCACCAGAAGGUGCAUCUCUUCGGCCCCCUCUUAAGGAGAAAAAAGUUCGGAGAAUUCAGGAGUCAGCAUGCUUCUCUGCAGAGCUUGAUGUCCCUGCCUUACCCAGAGCCAAGCGGGUGGCUAGGAUGCCGAAGACUCCUGCAGAGUCAUCUUCAAGGACAAGUACACCCUCACAACCACUACAGGUCAUUUCCAAUUUUCUGGAGCCCCAAAGCUCCUCUUCAAGGCCAAAAAGUGCACCCUCACCACAAACUGUUCCUGGAAACAAACCCAGUGGGAUGACUAGAAAUCAGAGCGCAGGAACCCCUGGGAAUUCUGAGGAACGGCCUCCUCAGGUGCCCCAGGUCUCCGUGGAAGCCUUCUCGGGCCUACGACUCAGGCGACCUCGAGUGUCCUCCACAGAAAUGAACAGGAAAAUGACAGGUCGGAAACUGAUCAGGCUGUCUCAGAUCAAGGAGAAGGUGGCAACUGAGAACCUGGAAGAGACAGACUGGGUGACAUUUGGGGUUAUACUGAGGAAAGUCACUCCACAGAGCGCUACCAGUGGGAAAACAUUUAGCAUCUGGAAACUGAACGAUCUUCGUGACCUGACUCGGUGUGUAUCCUUGUUCUUGUUUGGAGAAGUCCACAAAGAUCUCUGGAAGACAGAGCAAGGGACUGUCAUAGGCUUGCUCAAUGCAAAUCCCAUGAAGCCCAAAGAAGGCUCCGAGGAGGUGUGCUUAUCUAUUGACCAUCCGCAAAAAGUCUUAAUUAUGGGAGAAGCUAUGGACCUGGGAACCUGUAAAGCCAAGAAGAAGAAUGGAGAGCCGUGUACACAGAUUGUUAAUUUGCAUGACUGUGAAUACUGCCAGUACCACAUCCAGGCCCAGUAUAAGAAGCUUAGUGCAAAGCGGUCCGAUCUGCAGUCCACCUUCUCUGGGGGACGGAUUCCGAAGAAGUUUCGAAAAGGCACCAGCCUCAAAGAGCGCCUGUGCCAAGAUGGUUUCUACUACGGUGGGGUUUCUUCUGAGUCCUUCGCAGCGUCCAUGGCAGCAGCUAUGGCCCCUAAGAAGAAGGUUCAAACCACUUUGACUAAUCUGGUUGUGAAGGGCACAAACUCCAUCAUCCAGGAAACAAAACAAAAACUCGGAAUUCCCCAGAAGAGCUUGUCUUGCUCUGAGGAGUUCAGGGAAUUGAUGGCCCUGCCCACAUUUGGAGCCAGAAACUUAAAGCAUUUAGCCAAAGCCAAGACUUCAGGCGUAAUGGGGAGCCCAAAACCUGCCAUCCAGUCUAUCUCCGCAUCAGCCCUCUUGAAGCAGCAGAAGCAACAGAUGCUAGAAAUGCGGAAGAGGAAGUCAGAAGAAAUACAGAAACGAUUCCUUCAAAGCUCAAGUGAAGUCCAGAGCCCAGCAGUGCCAUCUUCGUCUCGACAGUCUCCGCGGAUUGGGGCCGAAUUCCCCAGGUUGGAAAGAACCACAGCCCCCCGGAUGCCCAAGCUUGGUAGAGGCAUCUCAGAAGGGGAUGAUGUCCUCUUUUUUGAUGAGUCUCCACCACCAAAACCAAAACUGAGUGCAGCAGCAGAAGCUAAAAAGUUAGCUGCUAUUGCCAAAUUAAGGGCAAAAGGCCAGAUUCUUGCAAAAGCAGAUCCAAACAGUAUUGUAAGGAAGCAAAUGGACCCCCAAUAUGUGCUGGAAGUGAAGGAGCGUGCAGAGAAGAGCAACGUGGUUUCUCCUGAAGAUGAGUUAGAGCCUGCCAGGAAGAAAAGGAGAGAGCAACUUGCCUACUUAGAGUCAGAGGAAUUCCAGAGAAUUCUAAAAGCAAAGUCCAAGCACACAGACAUCCUGAAAGAGGCCGAGGCCGAGGCCCAGAGCUCCUAUUUUGAGCCACUGGUGAAGAAAGAACAAAUGGAAGAAAAGAUGAGGAGCAUCAGAGAAGUGAAAUGCCGAGUGGUGACAUGCAAGAUGUGCACCUACACCCACUUCAGGCCUCUGGAGACCUGCAUCAGCGAACAGCAUGACCUCCAUUGGCACGAUGGCGUGAAGAGGUUUUUCAAAUGUCCUUGUGGAAACAGGACCAUCUCCCUUGACAGGCUCCCAAAUAAGCACUGCAGUAAUUGUGGCCUUUACAAGUGGGAGCGGGACGGAAUGCUAAAGGAGAAGACUGGUCCAAAGAUAGGGGGAGAAACCCUGUUGCCAAGAGGCGAAGAGCAUGCCAAGUUUCUGAACAGCCUUAAAUAACCCUCUGCAGAUGGUUUCUCACACCUGGCCUUCCUCCUUGUGGCCCUGAGAAAGCAGGAGAUUGGCUCUGUGUGUGUGGCCCUUCUUCCUGGUUGACACCGUGAAAAAGAAGUGCUUGGUGAACACACUGCUUACUCACUUCCUUCCCUGUGUGUUGGUUUGACACAUAGUUGACAUCACCAUGCACGUGGGAAAUCAGGAUACCGUGGUCUUUCCUGUUCACACGUCAGUGCCUGCCUUAUAGCAAGCCACACAGAUUUUUGCCCCGAAACUGAAAGGUGACCAGAGAGCUAUGCUUCUGGGUCUUCUUGUUGGAGGCAGAGAAUACAUUUUUUUCCUAAAUCACAGUCAAGUUCAAGUGUUAAUAUGGACACCGAAAGACAAAAGAAUGAAUUUAGGAUGGCUGUCUCCCAACUACUAGACUUGGUUUCCUUGUAUGUAAAAUGAAGCCUGGGCUACAUGUCCGUGUAAUGCCCCAGCACUCGGGUUCUGGGUGAUGACUUUCCUUGCCGAGUCUGGAUGUGCUGACACCAGAGCCACACUCUUACCUUGAGUUCCAGCUGUCUCCGCUUUGUGUUGGACAUCAAGUCAGCGCGUUGAUACAGAGAGGGAAGUGCUCUGCUGACAGUGCUGUGGGACUCAGAGAAACCCCUAACGGUGGGUUGAUGUAAAGUAAAGCAGACAUACUACCGAGAAGCUGUAAAGCAUGACUCGAAAACUAACUGAGCAGACAGAUCCCGUGGGCUUUGGGCGUUGUAGGUGACUUUGUUGUGUAUGUCAAGCACCUUAGAGGUCAAAGCCUGUAGUUUACCCCAGGAAACAUAGUUCUUGAGAUCAGGUUGGCUGGACAGCCCAUUUUUCAAAUAGUAUUCGGCCUGGAUGAGUGCUGGUGCUAUCUAACAGUAGAAUAAGCCGGAAGGAUCGUUACCCUGGAGGCUAACAACAUGUCAAGAGUGUAAUCCUGUGGAAAGUAGGUAUGGAGACAGAUACAGUUGCAUACUGCGGAUUCCACACCGCGGUGUUCUGCUCUGUCUGGGCAGAAGGUGCCACCGUUUCCCUUGAGAUCUGACCACCAUCCUCUUAGGAGUGCUGUGCUUACAGGAGGGUUUGGACUUUGGUUUCUAAUUUAACAAAGAAAAAUAAAGUGUUUAUUAAACCAAAAGGUACUUAAAACUGAUAUUUAGAACAGAGGUGUAUCUGAAGUCGGUGGCACGGCUACUUAGAACUUGAACAGUGGGUUGCUCCCGGAGCCACCUUUACUGUGUGGGACACGUGUUCUCAUCUGAACGGGGUAUGACUGGCGUCUUCACCUGCAUGCUGUCUUUAAAAUGUUUCUGUGUUUACAAAGCUUUAUGGGGACCUGAGUCUACAUACCUUUGUUUUGAAACGUUUAAAUUUUAAAUAAUUGGAAACACAGUGGAACCACUUCCCACUAUACUGAAUAUUGAAAGGCUUUAAUUUGUGUGCAUUUUGUGUGUGUGGUUUCCCAGAAUAUUCAGGGGUAAGGAGGGGACUUAUGAGCCUUGAAAAUAUUCAUUAAUGGAAUUAGUCUUUUAAUCCUGCUUUUUAGUGCUUUUACCAACUAUUAAAUACUUCCAUACAAACUCA